Messenger RNA from Scaptodrosophila lebanonensis, 520 nucleotides. RefSeq lists its product as uncharacterized. The record is from RefSeq and is a predicted model, not a curated record. NCBI's taxonomy places the organism in Eukaryota, Metazoa, Arthropoda, Insecta, Diptera, Drosophilidae. The transcript is spliced from 2 exons. The coding region runs from base 34 to 414 and encodes 126 amino acids.
AUUGAAGAGGAGAAAGCAUCACAAUAAGUUACCAUGAAUUCAGCUUUUGGGAAUGUGUUUUUGUUUCUUACCGACUUGGCCUGGAAGAGCCGUCUAACAAUUCCUGUGUUGGUGACCACAGCUUUCUUGGUUAUGGACAUACGACUUCAGAUCGAAAUUAACAUACAAUCAGGACAAGUGAAUGCUAGUGAUUUGGAGGACGAGGUCUUUGAAGAACGAUUAGCCGAACACCACCUUCAUGAUGUCGAUGAGGAGAGCGACAUUUAUUCCGAUGAUCUAGAGGAGUAUACAAAUGAUGAGGGCAACAGCAGCGACGCCUCGCGUUAUAGUUUAGAUGUCUACGAUGAUAUGGGCUCAGAAUAUGACGUAGAUGAGGAACUCGAUUGUUACUGGUCAAACGACACAAACGCCUAAGCGUAAAAUAUAAAUUUAUAGUUACAAAUCACAAGAAUAUAGUUUAGAAUUUGUGUAGUGUAUUCCCAGCAUUGAGUAUGCAUAUAUAAAUUUAAGUUCGAAAUAA